UUUCAGUUUUUCUUUUGAGAGAGAUUACUGACAGAAAGCACAAUGGUUGCUGGAAUGCUGAUGCCCCUGCGGGAGCUGAGGGCCAUCUAUGAGCUCCUGUUUAGAGAUGGUGUCAUGGUGGCCAAGAAGGACAAGAGGCCUCAGGCCAAGCACCCUGAGAUAGAAGGUGUCAGCAACCUUCAAGUAAUCCGUGCCAUGGGGUCUCUUAAGUCUCGGGGCUAUGUGAAAGAGACAUUCGCCUGGAGACAUUUCUACUGGUACUUGACCAAUGAGGGCAUUGUUUACCUGCGUGACUACCUCCGCCUGCCCCCUGAGAUUGUUCCUGCCUCCCUGCAGAGGAUCAGGAAGCCAGCUGCCACCCUUGCUGUUGCCCAUCGGGCUUCACGGGUCCAAUCUGUAGAAGGUCCUACAUCUUAUGUUCCUAAGCCAGGACGCAGGAGUGAAGCAGAAAGCCAAGAGUCUCUAGCUGAGCGUCAAGGCUACCGCCAUAAGAUGAUGGGUCCUGGAGAAAAAGAAAGCUACUCUGAUAGGACCCCCAGGUUUAGGGGUCGUCCACUGGCGGCAGAACCAGUCAGGUCAAAAGCAUCAUGGGAAAUGGAGGAGCAGCGUCAGCCUCUUUUUAGGAGGGGAAGAAGUGAGGCAGCAAUGAUGGAGGAGAGCAGGGUAAAAAGAAUCUCUCCUCCUGGUGUGAGCAGUGAGAAGCCAGUAACAGCAUCACAGGAGAGAAAAGUGUCUGAAGUCCAAAAGGAGAAGGCGCCAAUGUCUGCUCAGAUUCCAAGAGCAGCAUUGAAACAGGAUGUGUCGCAGACCACUCUGACAUCAGUGUCCUCCAAUGCAGCCCUACCAUUAACUGUGGCUGCUGUCGCUGAGGCUACAGGUGCUGCAACAUCAAAGAUUCCAGCUGAACCUUCGACUGCCAAAACAAAUAAAGAUAAGCUCCAGAUCGCUGAUGAAAAAACUUCCAUGAAGCCUAAGCAAGUGGUAACAAGCAAUACAGCUUUCACAAUGCUUCCUGAAACAGCGGUCAGAGAGGAUAAGACAAUAAAGGUGAAUGUGGAUCCAAUUAAAUCUGCACAGAUCAUGGCUACAGCUGAAACUACGCAUGUAAAAUCCCAGCCAGUUAUCACAAAGGAUGCUGCUCAGGAAAUGUCUAAACUGCUUGCUGACACUGCCACCCCUGUCAUCACAAAACCUGCCAUUAAAAAUGUCAAGGAAGAGAAAACAAAAAUCAUGAUUGUGGAUGCAAUUCAGGCUGCAGAAAGCAAGGCUACAGCUGAUGUUAAAGUGAAGCCCCAGGAAGUUAUAACUGCAGCUAAUGAAACCUCCAGUCUUCUUAAUGACACAGCCACCGCCAACCCUCUUAUCAAACCUCCCAAUAAAGAUAUCAAAGAGGAUAAGAAAAAGGUGAUUGUGGAUUCAGUUAAAUCCACAGAGGUCAAGGCUACAGCUCAAACAGCAACUCAUAACAUGACAGCCGAGCCAGUUAUCUCAAAGGAUGUUGCUUGGGAAACCUCCAAACUCAUUGCUGACACUUCCACCCCUGUCAUCACAAAACCUGUCACUAAGGAUGUCAAGAAGGAGAAGAUGAAAAAGGUGAUUUUGGAUCCAGUUAAAUCUGCAGAGGUCAAGGCUGCAACUGAAACAGCCACUGAUACAAUGAAAGCCCAGCCAAUUAUCACAAAGGAUGCUGCUCAGGAAACCUCCAAACCCCUUGCUGACCCUGCCACUGCCACCUCCAUCCCUGCUAAUAAAGAUGUCAAUGAAGAGAAAACAAAAAAGGUGAUUGUGGAUCCAGUUAGAUCUGCGGACGUCAAGGCUGCUGCUCAGGAAACCCCCAGUCCUCUUACUGCCACUUCCACCCAUGUUGUCACAAAACCUGUUAGCAAAGAUGUCAAGGAAGAGAUGACAAUAGAGGUUAUUGUGGAUCCAGUUAAAUCUGCAGAGGCUACAGCUGAAAUGGCAACCUCCAAACUCAUUACUGUCACUUCCACCUCCGUCAUCACAAAAAAUGUCAAGGAAGAGAAGUGUAAGGGUGCAAAGGUUAACGAAGAAUCAAUUAAACCUGCAGAGGUGAUGACCCCAGUUGAAUCUAAAACAGAAAGAGCCAAGAAAACUGCUAAAGUAAUUGUCACUCAGGAGACCACCAAACCCCAACCUGAAAGUACCACCAGCGAGCCAGCAUCAUCCACUGAUGCAACAAAAGAGAUCUCUGUAGUUACUCAGGAGCCCACUGAUGCUAAAGUGACCUCAGUGAAUCUCUCAGCAAAGCCCGAGGAACCUAUUAUGAUGCCUGACUCCUCAGUACUUCAAGUUAAAACUACCAUUAGUACGGCAACUCUUCCAGCACCUGUGGCCCAUUCUAAAGAUGCAAAACCUAAAGGGGAAACUACAGUAACAGAGAUUGUUAUGAAACAGGAGAAAACAGAUGUAAAGGUAAUUUCUCAUGUCAAGAAAGAUGAUAAAAUAGUGCCAGAAGAGGCCCUUAAAGUCUCAGUACAGGGGCCCACAUUAGCACAAAAAGACUCACCUCAGCUCAAUGAAAAUGUGGUCACUACAGAGGUGGUUACGGAAACCAAACAAGUGGUUGAGGGAAGCUCUAAAUCAAAGAGAAAGAAAAAGAAAUCUCCAGGUGAGGUUUCCAAGAGUGUUGAGGAAGUACAUGAUUUGAAAUCGGAGAAGGAUAAACCCUGUAUCGACGAAACACAUGACAGGGUGGCUGAAAAACCUCUCCCUGAACACACUGAAAAUGAGCCAAUAAAGGAAGUCCCUAAACAAACUAAGGACCAGAAUAUUUCUGAAGUAGCAUCACUGCCAUUAGAUCAGAUCCCAACAGCGCCCCCUGUGAAGCUUUCAAAAGACACACAAGCAAAAGAGAAGUUUGAGGGCAGCAGUGUCAGCAAAAUAACACAUGGACCAUUAUGCUCUGAGGACAAGUUAAAUGCUGAAGUGCCCCACAUGGAGACAGUGAAAUCUGAGAAAAUUACUAAAGUGGAAACAGUGACGGUGCAGAAAAUAACUCAUGUGGAGUUAAUACAGGCAAGUCCUACAUCUGAAGGGAAAAGCCCUGCACCAGCGUCAGAAUCUCAGAAACCGACAGUUGAGGCUAAAUCCAUAAUAAACACGGGGAAAGCUGCAGAGGAAUCCUCAAAAGGGAAGAAGAAAGGUAAAGGCAAGAAGCAGGCCCCAGCAUCAGAUACCAUAAACACAAAGCCUGUAUUUUUGCCUGAAGCUGAACCAUUCCCUAACAUUACAUCAUUGCCCAAGGCCACAGUUAAAGACAGCGGUGUCACGACCUCUGAAAUGACUGAACUAAAUGUUUCACCAAAGACGACUCCUGAAAGAAUGUGCAGCGAGGAAACCAGGCAGGCAGCAGCUGUGCUCUGUGAGGCCCCGACAGACAAAGGGGAGGUGGAGCCAGCACUGCUCUCUGCAGAAAAAAUCAAGCGGGAGGUUCCGAAACCAAAAACAUCCUCCACUGCGAGGGAAGCACCCGCAGCCGGAGAAUCAGCGUCAGCAGCACCAGCGCUAACAGCACAGGCAGCUGUAGCUCCGGCUCAGGCCAGCCCCCUCGACAAGCAAGAGGAGCCUCCCAGAGUUGCACAACAUUCAGCCAGUCAGACAGCAGAGCGCAGCACAGAGAAAAGGCUCGCUGUUUCCGAGGCCGCAAAGCAGGAGCAAGAGAAGAAGAAGGACUUGGAAGAGGACACACCCUCUGCCACUGCCACACCCGCAACUGCUCAGCUUCACCUGGGGGACACCUGUGAGUCCGAAAGCCCAGACGCGGACGCCAUGAGGAAAAAAAUUGUAGUAGUUGAGGAGAUAGUUGAGGUGAAGCAGGUUAUUAGUCCCGAAGCAGGGGGGCAGCCACCUCCUCCACCUGUACUACCUGAGGAGGAGGAAGAACUGGACCUGGAUGUUCUGGAAGAAAUCGCCAUAGAGAGGGCACUUUUGGCAGCAGUGCCACCAGUCAGGGUGGAAGGAGUCUCACCUGAGGAGGACUGGGACCACUCACUGGAGGCGCCAGAGGAGAAGACAUGGCCUAACUUCGUUGAAGAUGAACGAGAUCGAGUACAGAAAAAGACCUUCACAAAAUGGGUGAACAAGCACUUGAUAAAGCAUCGGAGGGCAGAGGCGCAGCGUCACGUGACAGACCUGUAUGAAGACCUUCGAGAUGGACAUAACCUGAUCUCACUGUUGGAGGUCCUCUCUGGGGAAACACUGCCCAGAGAGAAAGGCCGUAUGCGAUUCCACAAACUGCAGAAUGUACAAAUAGCACUGGACUUCCUCAGACACCGGCAGGUCAAGCUGGUUAACAUUAGAAAUGAUGACAUAGCGGAUGGGAACCCCAAACUGACCCUGGGGUUAAUAUGGACCAUCAUCCUCCACUUCCAGAUCUCAGAUAUUCAGAUUAAUGGCCAAUCAGAGGACAUGACGGCCAAGGAGAAGCUGUUACUCUGGUCCCAGAGGAUGACGGACGGCUACCAAAACAUCCGCUGUGAUAACUUCUCCACCAGCUGGAGGGACGGCAAGCUCUUCAACGCUGUCAUACACAAACACUAUCCCCGACUCAUCGACAUGGGCAAAGUGUACCGACAGAGCAACCUGGAGAACCUGGAACAGGCCUUCAAUGUGGCAGAGAGAGACCUGGGAGUGACACGCCUGCUGGAUCCUGAGGAUGUUGAUGUCCCACACCCUGAUGAGAAGUCCAUCAUCACUUACGUUUCCUCCCUGUAUGAUGUCAUGCCUCGGGUUGAUGUACAUGACGGCGUCAGAACUAGCGAGCUGGAGCUGCGUUGGCAGGAGUACUACGAGCUGGUGACUCUUCUGCUCCAGUGGAUCCGCCACCAUGUCAUGAUCUUCGAGGAGAGAAAGUUCCCAGCCAGCUACGAGGAGAUAGAGCUUCUUUGGCGCCAGUUCUUGAAAUUCAAAGAGACCGAGCUGCCAGUGAAAGAGACCGACAAGAACCGGUCUAAACACAUCUACCAGUCCUUUGAGAGUGCCGUGCACGCUGGCCAGGUGAAGGUCCCUCCAGGUUACCAUCCCAUUGAUGUGGAGAAAGAAUGGGGUCGCCUUCAUGUGGCCAUCCUGGAGAGAGAGCGGCUGCUCAGGAUAGAGUUUGAAAGACUUGAGAGGCUCCAGAGAAUUGUCACCAAAGUCCAGAUGGAGUCGGGGGCGUGCGAUGACCAACUCAACCAUCUGGAGACUCUACUGCAGACGGAUAUUCGUCUGAUGAAUGCAGGGCAACCACCUAAGCACACAGCAGAGGUGGAGAGAGAGCUGGACAAGGCAGACAAUGUGAUUCGCCUGCUCUUCAACGAUGUGCAGGUACUCAAGGAUGGGCGCCACCCUCAGUCUGAACAGAUGUACCGCAGGGUUUACCGCAUCCAUGAGCGCCUGGUGAACCUGCGCAGCGAUUACAAUCUUCGCCUGAAGACCAGUGUGACAACCACCAAGGCUCCCAUCCAGCACACCACUAUUAAAGUGCGGCCCGAGAUGGAUGAUGUGACCCUUCGCUAUGUCAAAGACCUUCUGGCAUGGGUGGAGGAGAACCAACUUCGCAUUGAUGAGGCAGAGUGGGGCUCUGAUCUGCCCUCUGUGGAAUCUCAGCUGGGCAGCCACCGAGGCCUGCACCAAACUGUGGAGGACUUCCGAUCCAAGAUUGAGCGGGCCAAGACUGACGAGAGCCAGCUAUCUCCUGCCAGCAAGGGCGCAUACAGGGAAUACCUGGGUAAACUGGACCUUCAGUAUGGCAAACUACUGAACUCUUCCAAGUCCCGUCUGAGGAACUUGGAUUCACUCCACGCCUUCAUCAGCGCUGCCACUAAGGAACUGAUGUGGCUGAAUGACAAAGGAGAAGAGGUCAACUUUGACUGGAGUGACAGGAACACCAACAUGACUGCCAAGAAAGACAACUACUCGGGUCUCAUGAGAGAGCUGGAGCUGAGGGAGAAGAAAGUCAAUGAUAUCCAGGCCACGGGAGACAAACUUGUGAGGGAUGGACAUCCUGGCAAGAAGACAGUUGAGGCCUUUACAGCCGCCUUGCAGACUCAGUGGAGCUGGAUCCUCCAGUUGUGCUGCUGUAUUGAAGCUCACCUCAAAGAAAACACAGCCUACUACCAGUUCUUUGCCGAUGUCAAAGAGGCUCAGAACAAGAUGAAGAAAAUGCAGGAGAACAUGAAAAAGAAAUACAGCUGUGAUCGCUCCACUACAGCCACACGCCUGGAGGAUCUGCUGCAGGAUGCUGCGGAGGAGAAAGAACAGCUGAAUGAAUACAAGACCCUUGUGAAUGGCCUGAAUAAGAGAGCCAAGUCCAUCAUCCAGCUGAAACCACGCAACCCCACCACCUCCAUCAAAGGAAAGAUGCCCAUUCAGGCUGUGUGUGACUUCAAGCAACAGGAGAUCACCGUCCAUAAAGGAGAUGAAUGUGCACUCCUCAACAACUCACAGCCUUUCAAGUGGAAGGUCCUGAACCACUCCGGACACGAGGCGGUGGUGCCUUCUGUCUGCUUUAUGGUACCUCCAGUCAACAAGGAGGCUGUGGACAGUGUCGCCAGUCUGGAUGCAGGUCAACAGCAGAUGGUGAAUAUGUGGCAGACGCUUCAUAUUGACAUGAAGAGCUUGCUGUCAUGGCAGUAUCUGAUGAGAGACUUCACACAGAUUCGCACCUGGAACAUCAACAUGCUAAAGACCAUGAAACCAGAGGAGUACAGACUGUUGAUGAGGAACCUGGAGCUCCACUACCAGGACUACAUGCGCGACAGCCAGGACUCGCAGCUCUUUGGCCCCGAUGACCGUAUGCAAGUUGAGGAGGACUACAGCCAGUCAACCCAGCAUUUCGACAACCUGCUCCGCACCAUGGAGAAAGGUCAGCAGGAUGAGAGUCUGUGUAAGAACUACAUCUCAGAGAUCAAGGACCUGCGUCUGCGUAUCGAGGACUGUGAGGCCAAGACUGUGGCUCGCAUACGCAAACCUAUGGACAAGGAACCUCUGAAAGAAUGUGUUCAGAAGACAACAGACCAGAAGAAAUGCCAGGUGAAUCUUGAGGGCCUCAAAAAGGACCUGGAUAAAGUGUCUGUGAAGACACAACAGGUCCUGUCCUCCCCUCAGCAGUGUGCCUCAGCUCCUGUCCUGCGCUCAGAGCUUGACCUCACUGUGGAGAAGAUGGAUCAUGCCUACAUGCUGUCCUCGGUUUAUCUGGACAAGCUGAAGACUGUGGAAAUGGUCAUCCGUAACACAGCGGGUGCUGAGGGAGUUCUCAAACAAUAUGAGGACUGUCUGCGAGAUGUUCAGACCGUGCCCAGCGAUGUCAAAGAAGUAGAAGCUUACAGAACUACACUUAAGAAAAUGCGAGCUGAGGCUGAGGGUGAGCAGCCAGUGUUUGAUUCUCUGGAGGAAGAGCUGAAGAAGGCCACUGUAGUGAGUGACAAGAUGUCACGUGUGCACAACGAGCGUGACAUUGAGCUGGACCACUACCGCCAGCAGCUGUCUAAUCUUCAGGACCGCUGGAAGGCCGUUUUUACUCAGAUAGACAUCCGCCAGAGAGAGCUGGAUCAGCUCGGCCGCCAGCUAGGCUACUAUCGCGAGAGCUAUGAUUGGCUGAUUCGAUGGAUUAACGACGCCAAGCAAAGGCAGGAGAAGAUCCAGGCUGUGCCCAUCACUGACAGCAAAACUCUGAAAGAACAACUGGCGCAGGAGAAGAAACUGCUAGAGGAGAUUGAAAAUAACAAAGACAGAGUUGAUGAGUGUCAACAAUAUGCUAAGGCAUACAUUGAUACUAUCAAGGACUACGAACUCCAGCUGGUCGCCUACAAAGCUCACGUGGAUCCUCUUGCUUCUUCUCCUUUGAAGAAAACCAAAGUGGAUUCUGCUUCUGACAACAUUAUUCAGGAGUAUGUAACACUAAGGACCAAGUACAGUGAGCUGAUGACUCUGACUAGUCAGUACAUCAAGUUCAUCACCGACACGCAGCGCCGCCUGGAGGACGAGGAGAAAGCUGCAGAGAAACUCAAAGCUGAAGAGCAGAAAAAAAUGGCCAAGAUGCAGGCUGAGUUAGACAAACAGAAGCAGUUAGCCGAAGUUCAUGCAAAGGCCAUUGCCAAAGCUGAGAAAGAAGCUCAAGAGCUGAAGCUCAGAAUGCAGGAAGAAGUAAGCAAGAGAGAGGUUGCUGCUGUAGAUGCAGAAAAGCAAAAGCACAACAUCCAGCUGGAACUGCAUGAGCUCAAAAACCUCUCAGAGCAGCAGAUCAAAGACAAAACACAACAGGUGGAUGAAGCUCUUCAAAGCAGGAUCAAGAUUGAGGAGGAAAUCCGCCUCAUCAGGAUCCAACUUGACACAACAGUAAACCAAAAGGCUACAGCAGAAAAUGAGCUCGAGCAACUUCGUGACAGAGCAGCUGAAGCUGAGAAACUCAGAAAGGCCGCUCAAGAAGAAGCUGAGAAGCUCCGCAAACAAGUCAAUGAAGAGACCCAGAAAAAGCGCCUGGCAGAGGAGGAACUCAAACGCAAAUCUGAGGCAGAGAAAGAAGCUGCUAAGCAAAAGCAAAAAGCUCUUGAAGACCUUGAAAACCUCAAGAGGCAGGCAGAGGAAGCUGAAAGGCAAGUGAAGCAAGCUGAGAUUGAAAAAGAGAGGCAAAUCAUGGUUGCUCACGAGGCAGCACAGAAAAGUGCCGCAGCUCAGCUUCAGAGCAAACACCUUUCCUUUGUGGAAAAGACCUCCAAAUUGGAAGAAACACUCAAACAAGAGCACGGCGCUGUCCUUCAGCUACAAGAAGAAGCAGCCCGUCUCAAGAAACAACAGGAGGAUGCUAUAAAUGCUAGAGAAGAGGCAGAAAAAGAGCUUGAGAAAUGGAGGCAAAAAGCCAAUGAGGCCCUCCGUCUACGACUCCAGGCUGAGGAAGAAGCUCACAAAAAGAGCCUUGCUCAAGAAGAUGCUGAGAAACAAAAGGAGGAGGCUGAACGUGAGGCUAAAAAGAGAGCCAAAGCCGAAGAUUCAGCCCUCAAGCAGAAAGAAAUGGCCGAGAAAGAACUUGAGAGGCAGAGGAAGGUAGCCGAGAGCACAGCCCAGCAGAAACUCACUGCAGAACAGGAACUGAUUCGACUUAGGGCGGACUUUGACAACGCAGAACAGCAGAGAUCACUCCUUGAAGAUGAACUUUACCGCUUAAAAAAUGAAGUUGUUGCAGCCCAGCAACAAAGGAAACAGCUUGAGGAUGAACUGGCCAAAGUCAGGAGUGAAAUGGAUGUACUUAUUCAGCUUAAGACCAAGGCAGAGAAGGAGACCAUGUCAAACACAGAGAAGAGCAAACAACUUCUUGAGGCCGAGGCCGCCAAGAUGAGGGAUGUGGCUGAGGAAGCAAGCAAGCUCAGAGCCAUCGCAGAAGAGGCCAAGCAUCAGAGGCAAGUUGCUGAGGAAGAGGCAGCUCGUCAGAGAGCAGAGGCUGAGAGGAUUCUCAAAGAGAAGCUGGCUGCAAUCAGCGAGGCCACUCGUUUAAAAACAGAGGCUGAAAUUGCCCUCAAAGAGAAGGAGGCAGAAAACGAAAGACUCCGGCGGCAAGCUGAGGAUGAGACUUACCAGAGGAAAGCUCUUGAAGACCAGGCUAACCAGCACAAGCAAGAGAUUGAGGAAAAGAUUAUCCUACUGAAAAAAUCAUCUGAGGCUGAAAUGGAUAGACAAAAGGCAAUAGUUGAAGACACACUUAAACAAAGGCGAGUUGUUGAAGAAGAAAUACGAAUUCUUAAACUCAACUUUGAAAAGGCUUCAUCUGGAAAACUUGAUCUGGAGCUAGAACUGAACAAACUGAAAAACAUUGCAGAGGAAACUCAACAAAGCAAACUCAGAGCAGAGGAGGAGGCAGAGAAACUAAGGCAGCUUGCCCUUGAGGAGGAGAGGAGGAGGAGGGAAGCAGAGGAGAAGGUUAAGAAGAUUGCCGCUGCUGAGGAAGAGGCAGCCAGACAACGCAUGGCAGCCCAAGAAGAGCUUGAUCGUCUGAAAAAGAAAGCAGAAGAAGCCAGAAGACAGAAAGAUGAAGCCGACGUUGAAGCAGAAAAACAGAUUGUUGCAGCCCAACAAGCAGCCCUGAAAUGCAGUGCAGCUGAACAGCAAGUCCAAAGCGUCCUUGCUCAACAAAAGGAAGAUAGCAUCAUGCAGAAAAAGCUAAAAGAAGAGUUCGAGAAAGCCAAGAAGCUUGCCAAAGAGGCAGAGGCUGCUAAGGAGAAGGCAGAGAGGGAGGCAGCUCUCCUUCGUCAACAAGCAGAGGAAGCAGAACGACAGAAGGCAGCUGCUGAGCAAGAAGCUGCAAACCAAGCGAAAGCUCAGGAGGAUGCCGAGAGGUUGAGGAAGGAGGCUGAGUUUGAAGCUGCUAAACUAGCUCAAGCAGAAGCUUCAGCACUCAAGCAGAAACAACAAGCCGAUGCUGAAAUGGCAAAGCACAAAAAACUGGCAGAACAAACACUGAAACAGAAGUUCCAAGUGGAGCAAGAGCUCACAAAGGUUAAACUUAAGCUUGAUGACACUGACAAACAGAAAUCUCUCCUGGAUGAAGAGCUGCAGCGCUUGAAGGAUGAGGUCGAUGAUGCUGUCAAACAGAGGGGCCAGGUGGAGGAGGAGCUGUUCAAAGUCAAGGUUCAGAUGGAGGAACUACUCAAACUGAAAAACAAAAUUGAGGAGGAAAAUCAGCGCCUCAUAAAGAAGGACAAAGACAACACACAGAAAUUCCUCGCAGAGGAGGCUGAAAAUAUGAAAAGGCUUGCAGAGGAUGCUGCUAGACUUAGUGUUGAAUCCCAAGAGGCUGCCCGCUUGAGACAGAUUGCAGAAGACAACCUCAAUCAACAACGAGCUCUUGCAGAUAAAAUGCUCAAAGAGAAAAUGCAGGCCAUUCAAGAGGCAUCUAGACUUAGAGCUGAGGCAGAGAUGCUCCAAAGACAGAAGGACUUGGCUCAGGAGCAGGCGCAAAAACUGCUGGAGGAUAAACAACUCAUGCAACAGCGACUGGAAGAGGAAACAGAGGAAUACCAGAAGUCACUUGAAGCAGAGAGGAAAAGGCAAUUGGAGAUCGUAGCUGAAGCUGAAAAACUCAAACUUCAGGUUUCUCAGCUAAGUGACGCCCAGGCCAAAGCUCAAGAGGAAGCUAAAAAAUUCAAGAAACAAGCCGAUCAGAUUGCUGCCCGUCUUCAUGAGACUGAAAUAGCCACCAAAGAAAAAAUGACGGCAGUGGAAAAACUGGAAGUCGAGAGACUAAAUACCAGCAAAGAGGCUGGUGAUUUACGCCAAGCAAUCGCAGACCUAGAGAAGGAGAAGGCUAGACUGAAAAAAGAAGCAGAAGAACUUCAAAAUAAGUCUAAAGAGAUGGCUGAUGCACAGCAGAAACAAAUCGAGCAUGAGAAGACAGUCCUUCAGCAGACAUUCCUGACAGAAAAGGAGAUGCUUCUGAAGAAGGAGAAGCUGAUUGAAGAUGAGAAAAAGAAGCUUGAGAGCCAGUUUGAAGAGGAAGUUAAGAAGGCCAAAGCUCUCAAAGAUGAACAGGAACGCCAGAGACAGCAGAUGGAGGAGGAAAAGAGGAAACUCCACGCUACUAUGGAUGAAGCCCUCAGUAAACAAAAAGAGGCUGAGCAAGAGAUGCUAAAUAAGCAAAAGGAAAUGCAGGAACUAGAGAGGAAGAGACUAGAACAGGAAAGGAUUCUUGCAGAAGAGAACCAGAAAUUGCGUGACAAGCUGCAGCAGCUUGAAGAAGCACAGAAGAAGAAAGUUCCUGACAAAGAGACCAUCCAUGUAACAACGGCUGUGACAACUGAAACAGUUUACAAUGGUCAAAAUGCCAGUGAGGUAGGAGACAGUGUGGAUAAGAAACCUGACCCCUUGUCUUUUGAUGGCAUACGUGAAAAAGUACCUGCAAGCAGACUUCAUGAUGUUGGCCUUCUGUCCAAGAAGGACUUUGACAAACUGAAAAAAGGCAAAACCACUGUUCAAGAGCUUUGUGAGACUGAAGCACUUAAAAGAACUCUUAAAGGAAAGAACUGCAUUGCUGGUGUUUUGACACCAUCUAAUCAAAAAAUGUCAAUAUACCAAGCAUCAAAAGAGAAAAAGAUUACUCCAGGCACAGCUAUGAUCCUCCUUGAAGCACAGGCAGCCACUGGUUACAUGUUAGACCCUGUCAAGAACCAGAAACUUUCUGUUAAUGAGGCUGUCAAGGAAGGUGUGAUAGGCCCUGAACUGCACAACAAAAUGCUUUUAGCAGAGAGAGCAGUCAUCGGCUACAAAGAUCCAUACACUGGUGGGAAGAUCUCUGUGUUUGAAGCUAUGAAGAAGGGUCUGAUAGAACAUGAUCAUGCUAUAAGGAUCCUUGAGGCUCAGCUUGCAAGUGGUGGUAUUGUUGACCCUAUCAAUAGUCACCGGGUACCCAAUGAAACAGCCUACAAACAGGGACAGUACGAUGCUGAGAUGAACAAGGUCAUGGAAAAACCAUCAGAUGACACAAAGGGAUACUUUGACCCCAGCACACAGGAGCCUUUGACCUAUGCUGAACUGAUGGAGAGAUGCACCAGUGACCCUGACACCAGUAUGCUACUCCUGCCAAUCACAGACAAAGCUGCUCAGUGCUCAAGUAUAUACACAGAGGAAGAGACUAAAGAUGUGUUCAGCAAAACAACUGUGUCUGUGCCAUUUGGACGGUUCAAGGGAAAGACUGUCACCAUUUGGGAAAUUAUCAAUUCUGAGUACUUCACUGAGGACCAAAAGAAGGACCUUCUCCGUCAGUACAAGACAGGAAAAAUCACAAUCGAAAAAAUCAUUAAGAUUGUGAUUACUGUUGCUGAGGACAAAGAGAAGAAGAAUGAAAUUACCUUUGAUGGUCUGAGAGCACCAGUCCCUGCCAAAGAACUCAUGGAAUCCAAAAUCAUUGAUAAAGACCUCUACAACAAAUUGCACAAGGGCAAUAAGACAGUCAAAGAGGUGUCUGAAAUGGAGCCUGUCCACAAAGCAUUGAAGGGUACAAACUGUAUUGCAGGUGUAGUUAUCGAUUCAUCCAAGGAGACAAUGUCCUUCUAUCAAGCCAUGAAGAAAGACAUGAUGAGAGCAGAUCCCGCACUGCAUAUGCUUGAAGCCCAAGCAGGAACAGGCUAUGUAGUUGACCCUGUUCAUAAUCAGAAGUACACUGUUGAUGAAGCUGUCAAAGCAGGUGUUGUUGGUCCUGAGCUGCAUGAAAAACUCCUGUCUGCAGAGCGAGCUGUUACAGGUUACAAAGAUCCUUACACUGGAAAGACUGUGUCUUUGUUCCAGGCAAUGAAAAAGGAUCUCAUACCUAAAGAACAAGGAAUACGACUCCUUGAUGCCCAAAUGACCACUGGUGGCAUCAUUGAUCCAGUAAAGAGCCAUCACAUUCCUCAUGAUGUGGCCUGCAAGAGAAAUUAUUUUGAUGAUGAAAUGAAACAGAUUCUCAACAGUCCUACUGAUGAAACUAAGUGCUUCUAUGACCCCAACACAAAAGAAAAUGUCACAUACUCAGAGCUCUUCAAGAGAUGUGUCACUGACAAGAAGACUGGUCUCCCACUCCUGCCUCUUUCUGAUGAAGCAAUCAAUGCAAAGGAGGAGCCAACAUAUACUGAUGCCCAGACAAAAGAGGCUAUGACUCAGGCAACUGUGGAGCUUGACUCUGGACCAUUUAAGGGCAGAAAGAUGACCAUCUGGGACAUCAUCAAUUCUGAAUAUCUCAGUGAGGAACAAAGGCUCGACCUGCUCAGACAGUUUAGGUCAGGAAAGGUUACAAUUGAAAAGAUAAUCAAGAUUGUCAUCACAAUUGUAGAUGAGAAAGAGGCCAAGAAACAAGAACAGUCCAGCUUCAAGGGACUUAGAGCUCCUGUUCCAGCAAGUUCUCUGUAUGAUUCAAAUAUCAUUGACAAACCAACCUUUGACCUGCUUCAACAAGGCAAAACAACACCUAAACAGGUCAGUGAGAACCCCAAUGUCAAUAAAUACCUCCAGGGUUCUGAUAGCAUCGCUGGCAUCUAUCUGGAGCCAACGAAAGAGAAAAUUAGCAUUUAUCAGGCUAUGAAGAAAAAGCUCCUCAGGCAUGACACAGGUCUUUCACUUCUUGAGGCUCAGGCUGCCACUGGGUUCCUUGUAGAUCCAGUGAAGAACCAGUGCCUGACCGUUGAUGAGGCAGUGAAGUCCAGGCUUGUUGGUCCAGAGCUACAUGAAAAACUUCUCUCUGCAGAAAAAGCUGUCACUGGCUAUAAAGAUCCAUUCACGGGCAACAAAAUCUCCCUCUUUGAAGCAGUGCAAAAAGAUCUCAUCCCCAAAGAGCACGCCAUGCCACUGAUAGAGGCACAGAUGGUUAGUGGAGGAAUCAUUGACCCUGUAAACAGCCACCGCGUCCCAACCGAGGUUGCAUAUCAGAAGAAAAUUUUCAGCAAAGAAACUGCUAAGACUCUAUCUGAACCAUCUGAUGAUAACAAGGCUUUCUCAGACCCAGAAACAGAUGAUAAAGCUACCUACAGACAGCUUAAAGACAAGUGCCAUAAAGAUCCAGAGACAGGCCUGUACAUCCUUCCGCUCUCCAAGCCACAGUCUCCAACUGUUGUGGAGAAGACAUACCUCUACACAGAGGAACAAACACAGAGUGACUUGGCCAGCACCCAGAUUGACAUUCCAAUUGAGGGCCUUGCUGAUAAACCAGUAAACCUCUGGGAAAUCAUGAACUCAAAUUUGCUUCCAGAGCAAGAGAGGCAAAAGCUCAUGGAUGAAUAUCGCUCUGGUAAAAUCACUAAAGAGCGUAUGAUCAUUAUUAUUAUUGAGAUCAUGGAACAGAGAGAGAUCAUCAGAAACGAUAGUCCGCUGUCAUAUAAGACUAUAAGGAGAAGGAUAACUAUUGAGGAGCUCUACAAUGCCCGCAUCAUUGACUUGGAGACAUACAACCUCCUCAAACAGGGCAAGAGGGACAUCCGUGACGUAAUGGAGAUGACCAGUGUGAAACAGUACCUCUAUGGCACAGGCUGUGUUGCUGGGGUCACAACAGACUCAAGCUCAAAGUUAAGCAUAUACCAAGCCAUGAAGAGAGGCUUCCUUCAACCAGAUGUAGCCCUCAGCCUCCUAGAAGCACAAGCUGCUACAGGAUUCAUUGUUGAUCCAAUUAAAAAUGAAACACUCACAGUUGAUGAAGCUGUGCGUAAGGGUGUUGUUGGCCCUGAGAUCCAUGAUAAACUUCUGUCAGCUGAGAGAGCAGUCACAGGAUACAAAGAUCCAUACAGUGGUAAAAUUAUAUCUCUUUUCCAGGCCAUGAAAAAGGAUCUUGUUCCAGAGGAUUAUGCUUUGAAAAUGUUAGAGGCACAAACUGCCACUGGUGGUAUUAUUGAUCCUGAAUUCCAGUUCCACCUGCCAGAGGACAUUGCCACGCAAAGAGGUUACAUCAACAAGGAAACCAACGAGAAGCUGACUGACAGUGUUAAAGGAUUUGUUGAUCCUGUCACUAAAGAGGACCUGUCAUAUGCACAGCUCCUCAAGAGAUGCAAGUUAGAUGGUGGGUUGCGCCUACUCUCCCUGGGAGACAAGAGGCUGAUGUUCAAGGGUCUGAGGAAACAAAUCACAAUGGAGGAGCUACUCUGCUCACAAAUUAUUGACCAGAAUACUGUCACUGCACUAAAUGAAGGUCUUAUUUCAGUGGAGGAGGUUGCCCAUCAACUAUCUAGGUACCUUGAGGGCACAAGCUGUAUUGCAGGUGUAUUUUUAGAGUCCACAAAGGAGCGUCUAUCCAUUUACCAGGCCAUGAAGAAGAACAUGAUUAGGCCAGGCACAGCAUUUGAACUCCUUGAGGCACAAGCAUCCACAGGAUAUGUUAUUGACCCAAUCAAAAACCUUAAACUGACUGUUAGUGAAGCAGUGAAAAUGGGAAUUGUAGGACCUGAAUUCAAAGACAAGCUCCUCUCUGCUGAGCGUGCAGUAACAGGGUAUAGAGAUCCCUAUUCAGGCAAGACAAUCUCCCUGUUCCAGGCCAUGCAAAAGGGGCUCAUCUUGAAAGAUCAUGGUAUCCGUCUCCUGGAAGCCCAGAUUGCUACAGGUGGAAUCAUUGACCCAGAGGAAAGUCACCGUCUGCCAGUUGAGGUGGCCUAUAAACGUGGCUUCUUUGAUGAGGAAAUGAAUGAGAUCUUGACAGAUCCAUCAGAUGACACCAAAGGCUUCUUUGAUCCCAACACUGAGGAAAACCUAACCUACCUUCAGCUCAUGGAGAGGUGCAUCACUGAUCCCGAAACUGGCCUGGUGCUCCUGUUACUGAAAGAAAAGAAGCGGGAAAGAAAGACCUCCUCCAAGUCCUCAGUUCGUAAACGCAGAGUUGUCAUUGUAGAUCCCGAGACUGGCAAAGAGAUGACUGUGUAUGAGGCCUACAGAAAGGGGCUUAUUGAUCACCAAACCUACCUGGAGCUUGCUGAGCAAGAGUGUGAAUGGGAGGAGAUCACAAUGACUUCCUCUGAUGGUACUGUCAAAUCCAUUAUCAUUGACAGGAGGUCAGGGAGACAGUAUGAUGUUGAUGAUGCUCUUGCACGUGGCCUCAUUGACCAGAAAGCCCUUGAUACAUACCGAUCUGGAAACUUAGCUAUCACAGAAUUUGCCGAUAUGCUUUCUGGAAGUAUGGGAGGCUUUCGCUCACGCUCAUCCUCAUUCGGUUCCACUACUGGUUCCACCUACUCUUCUCCCAUGAGCCCCAUACCCACCAUUAAACCACCUGCAGUCAUAUGGAAUGACCCAACAGAGGAGACUUGCCCCAUAGCUGGAAUAUUGGACAUAGAUACACUGGAGAAGGUGUCUGUCACCGAGGCCAUACACAGAAACCUGGUAGACAACAUCACUGGUCAAAGACUGUUGGAGGCCCAAGCCUGCACAGGAGGAAUAAUUGACCCCUCAACUGGAGAGAGAUUCCCAGUCAGUGAAGCUACAGAAAAAGGCCUUGUGGACAAAGUCAUGGUUGAUCGCCUCAACCUGGCUCAAAAAGCAUUCAAAGGAUUUGAAGACCCCAGAACAAAAGAAAAGAUGUCUGCCUCACAGGCACUCAAGAAAGGCUGGUUAUAUUAUGAGGCUGGGCAGCGUUUCCUAGAGGUCCAAUAUUUGACUGGUGGACUUAUUGAGCCUGAUGUUGAGGGCAGAGUGUCACUAGACGAAUCCAUCAGGAAGGGUACAAUCGAUGCCCGCACUGCCCAAAAACUGAGAGAUGCUGGUGCUUAUUCCAAGUAUCUAACAUGUCCAAAAACCAAAUUGAAAAUCUCCUUCAAAGAUGCCAUGGACAAAAGCAUGGUUGAGGAAGGAUCUGGCCUGAGGCUUCUCGAAGCCUCCUCACAAUCCAGCAAAGGCCUCUACAGUCCCUACAAUGCCAGUGGCCCUGGAUCUGCCUAUGGCUCCCGGACUGGCUCAAGGACCGGAUCCCGUUCAGGCUCCAGGAGAGGCAGCAUUGAUGCUGGCUCUGGCUUCAGCAUGAGCUUCUCAUCCUCCUCCUACACAUCCUCUUCAACUGGCUACAGCCGCAGAUUCUGAUUAGCUAGUUCUGUUAGCUAGUCACUGGCCCAAGUGUCUAAGAACCAACAAUACUAAUGCACUUUACAGUUGCAUUUUUCACAGGAAAAAAUAGUUACAGUAACAGAGAAAAUGUAAUUUAUUUAUUCUGCCCUGCAUGUGGUCACAUUAAGAGUUGCAUAGGCUAUCAGUUCUUUUCAUAUAUAUAACAGAAGUCUAACCAUGUGCCUCAUAUAUAGAGACAUAACCAAGCCUUGCUAGAUAUAUAAAAUAUUAUUUUUCUUUAGUAAUAAUUACCAGUCAGUUUAUAUUUUUCAAAGCAAAGCAUAACAUUUCUGCAGUUUUUAGAUGACUUUAUAGGUUUUGUUUUACACUUGUUAAAAAGUUGUAUACUUGUGCUUUCUGAAACUAAUAUAUACUGUAUGUAUGUCAAACAGAGAUAUUUUUCCAGUAUUCCUUUGAAAUUCAAGGAUAUUUGUCUAUUUUUAUCUUUUUCAACAGUCCUACUUAAUAAGAUACUGUAUGUCAACUUAGUUUGAGUGUUUUUAACAGAUUCUAAAAUACAUAGAUGCCUUCACAUUUCUGAAUAUUUGUAUAGAGUGUGGACAGAUUUUGUGUUAUGAUUUUAUGUUAAAUUUUGCCUGGGUAACUAAAUAAUAUACCCAGUAAGACUUGUGAGACACUACAAAAUGAGACACUACCAGAGACACUGAAAAGACAUACCAGAAUUAAAAUUAUGCAGACCAUUCUGAAACCAGUUUCACAUCUGUCAUUAUUUUAUACUUGUAUUUUGUGGUCUUGCAUCCUUUGGGUUCAUUACAUCAUUGCUUUACACACUCCAAGUUUUAGAUUCUUUAUGUUCGCCAUCAGUCAAGUGCUCCUGGUCAAUCCCAAGAUGAUGUCAGACUUGAUCCUGCACUCCCAUACAGACCUGCGUCCUGUUAUUUUAGUUCUUCGGUCUCAGCCCCCCGUAAUCCAACAUAUCAGCACAGAUACUCAGUUGGCUAGAGCAUACAAUCCCCUAAACUUGGAUGGAUUUGUGAGUCCAUGUCAUCCAGUUGCACAGAUUUGCCAUUGAGUUUUUUGUUUCUUCCAUUUGUCAUCACAUUUGAAGAAAACUGAGGCUGCAUCAAACUUGACAUCAUCUCGGGAUGCCUUUCCAGGAACAUUUCUUCAUUCAUGACCUUUUUUUCAUAUAUUUAUUACUUGAAUGCUAAUAGUGAUAUUUAUGUCAUCAUAUCCUGACUUUUUAAGACAACACUCCCAAAACAUACACACAUCCGUAUGUUUAUUCCUUCAUUUAAAUUGGAAUUAACUUAAGUAGCACAUCUUCAUUUAGCUGCUGUAUCAUGUCUCUGUAAAUUCAGUCCAACCAAAGCACCAAAAAAAUACAUUUUGAGAAUUGAUAAAGAACCACAUUGCAUGAAUGUAUGUAUUAUAUCAGAUUAACUAACUUCAGUUGACUUUUUGCAAACAGAAAGUUUUGGCUUUAUUUUGCUUAGUUAUUUUUAUGCAGCCAGCAUUUCUGUUAUGUAUCUCUUAAGUGUUUUGCGUCUGUAAAUCUUUCUGUUUUUGUUUUCAUCAAGUUUUUGAUAUAUCAUGAAUUGCCUUGCAUGUUUUAAUAACCUUACAAAGGAUGAUAUGGGGGAACAUGUUAAUGUAAAAUAAAGACAACUGCACAAGUAGCUGUGCUGAUUUUAAUUUUAGCAAUAGAUCAAUUCACAAACUAACUAGUUUGUUUUGCAUAUGGGGCAGAUUUGGCUUUGAAUGUUGUGGUGAGUGGAUUCUGUUGUAUGAACAUGAACUAUGUUGUAAAUAAAUAUGCUCUGAAGAGGC
This is a messenger RNA of Plectropomus leopardus (leopard coralgrouper), 19326 nucleotides long. RefSeq names its product plectin-like. The record is from RefSeq and is a predicted model, not a curated record. Gene Ontology annotation, biological process: hemidesmosome assembly; intermediate filament cytoskeleton organization; wound healing. NCBI's taxonomy places the organism in Eukaryota, Metazoa, Chordata, Actinopteri, Perciformes, Serranidae. Gene Ontology annotation, molecular function: structural constituent of muscle; structural constituent of cytoskeleton; cadherin binding. Gene Ontology annotation, cellular component: cytoplasm; focal adhesion; sarcolemma.